Molecule: messenger RNA, 770 nt
Organism: Polistes canadensis
Lineage: Eukaryota; Metazoa; Arthropoda; Insecta; Hymenoptera; Vespidae
Product: carboxypeptidase N subunit 2-like
Exons: 2
Cellular component (GO): extracellular matrix
Molecular function (GO): protein binding
Source: RefSeq, a predicted model, not a curated record
AUGUUUACCAUAAUCUUAAUAAUAUUUUUUCUUUUCUUUACAACAAUCAACGCUAAUACUAAUCUGUGUCAGAAAAAUCCAGUUUGUCAAUGCAGGUCAGAUGAAUUAGACGACAUAAAUGUAGUUUACAGAUCAAAUAUAAAUACGACGUUUACCAUAAAAGUUAAAUCAUGGUCAGAUUUGAAGAUCGAUUGUAAAGAUAUGGGAGGAUGGAAUAACUUUAAUUUCACGAGCAAYCAAUCMGAAAAGAUACUCAAUUCGCUAGAGUUUAAAUAUUGCGGAUUACCAAACACAACUACAUUAAAAAAUAUUGUCAAAAAAUURGGAGUAGAAGAAACAAAUACACUGAUCUUUCAAUCUUUUAAAGACCUUGGCGAUACACUAAAAAGAGAGCAUCUUCAAGAGUUUUCAAAUGUGACAAAAUUAGUUUUACUCCGAAACGGUUUAACAAAUAUUCCAUAUGAUUUGUUUUCGGAUUUAUUCAAAUUGGAGUACCUUGAUAUAUCUGUAAAUAAUAUUAUUCUACCAAAAGAUAUUUUCGUAAAAACAACGAAUCUUAAGCGACUGGAAUUAUAUGGAAAUAACAUAAAAGAAUUYGUCCCUGGAUUAUUUUCUGAUUUACUGUAUCUAGAGUAUCUAAAUCUUAUGGGAAAUUCAUUAGUAGAACUUGAUGCCGAAGUAUUUAACGAUCUAAUAUCAUUAAAAAAUUUGAACCUAGGAGUAAAUAUGUUAAAAACGUUACCGCAAUCAAUUUUUCGUAAAUUAAAGAG